Galeopterus variegatus (Sunda flying lemur) is the source of this 2797-nucleotide messenger RNA. It is a transcript of the gene STK32B, whose product is annotated as serine/threonine kinase 32B. Bases 1 to 1023 code for a protein of 340 amino acids. Gene Ontology annotation, molecular function: ATP binding; G protein-coupled receptor kinase activity; G protein-coupled receptor binding. The record is from RefSeq and is a predicted model, not a curated record. The transcript has 10 exons. Gene Ontology annotation, biological process: protein phosphorylation; G protein-coupled receptor signaling pathway; regulation of signal transduction. Lineage: Eukaryota; Metazoa; Chordata; Mammalia; Dermoptera; Cynocephalidae.
AUGGAUGGCCGAACUAGGAACAAGUGUGUUUGGAAAAGGUACUCCUUCCAGGACGAGGAGGACAUGUUCAUGGUGGUGGACCUGCUGCUGGGAGGGGACCUGCGCUACCACCUGCAGCAGAGCGUACACUUCACGGAGGGGACUGUGAAGCUCUACAUCUGUGAGCUGGCUCUGGCCCUGGAGUACCUGCAGAGAUACCACAUCAUCCACAGAGACAUCAAACCUGACAACAUACUGCUGGACGAACAUGGACACGUUCACAUUACAGACUUCAACAUAGCAACAGUCGUGAAAGGAACAGAAAAGGCUUCCUCCAUGGCUGGCACCAAGCCCUACAUGGCCCCAGAAGUGUUCCAGGUGUACGUGGACGGCGGCCCUGGGUAUUCAUACCCCGUCGACUGGUGGUCCCUGGGGGUCACAGCCUACGAGCUGCUGCGGGGCUGGAGACCGUAUGAAAUCCACUCGGCCACGCCCAUUGACGAGAUCCUCAGCAUGUUCAAGAUGGAGCGUGUCCACUACUCCUCCAUGUGGUGCAAGGGGAUAGUCGCCCUGCUGAAGAAGCUCCUGACCAAGGACCCUGAGAGCCGCCUGUCCAGCCUCAGUGACAUUCAGAGUGUGCCCUACCUGGCUGACAUGAACUGGGACGCAGUGUUUGAGAAGGCGCUGAGGCCCGGCUUUGUGCCCAAUAAAGGGAGACUGAAUUGUGAUCCCACAUUUGAACUUGAAGAAAUGAUUCUAGAAUCCAAGCCACUUCACAAAAAGAAGAAGAGGUUGGCAAAGAACAGGUCCAAAGAUGGCACAAAGGACAGCUGUCCCCUGAAUGGACACCUGCAGCAGUGUUUGGAGACGGUGCGGAAGGAGUUCAUCAUCUUCAACAGAGAGAAGCUCAGGAGGCAGCAGGGGCAGGGCGGCCAGCUCUUAGACACCGAAGGCCGAGCUGGGAGCCAGGUCCAGAGCAAGCUCCGGGACGGAUGCAACAACAACAUCCUCGCCCACGCCUGCUCCCGUGGCUGCAGCAGCUAAGCCCCACCUGCAGCUGCCCGACGGGACUGCACACGCAUCUGCCCUGCCCACCCAGAGCCCCCCCUCUGUGUCCCCAUGGUCCCUAUCUCACCCAUGAAAACAUCAGAUGCUGAAAGAGCCCUGGACUCGGAGCCGGGAAGCCUGGGUUCUGGUUCCAGCUCCUGACUGAUUUGCUGUGUGACCUCAGACAAGUCACACCCUCUCUGUGCCUCAGUUUUCUGCAUCUGCCAAAGGGGUUAAACAGCUCUCUGCCCCACUUCAAAUUACAAGAUUAUUGUGAGAAUACAAUUAGAUAGCAGACAUGCAAAACCUUUGACAUUUAUAAAAUUGUUUACACAUGCACAAUAUAACCUUAGUAUUUGAAGUGCACUCUCAUCCCCAAAAGCAAUUCGAGUAUCACAACUGCAAUUCGGCCCAUCCUAGCUUGCUAGAUGGUACUUUCAAAAAACGCAGCCCCAAGGAUAAAAUAAAUGUCUGACUGCCGGGCCGCGUCGUUCUGACCUAAGACAGCACGGUGUGCAGCAGCCUGGUCCCCAAGGUCUCAGUGCUGCAAUGUACUGUUCCCCUAUUCACAGAAGACUGUCCCCACUUUUUAAUUUCAGCAGUUCCCUCCCCAACCCUCCCCUGGUGCUGGGAUGGCACAUAGGUGUCCAUUCAGAUGACAGUCAAGACACUGAUCAUGGGUAACUGCUAUUGAGUGUCACCAGAGCUCCUCUGAAAACCCAGCCCUGCACAGACUCUCCACCAGCUGUCCCGGUGUUCUUUCCUGGGCAGGGUGAAACAUCAGCUCGACAGCACUGUCUUAUGGAGGAUUCCCAACUGGCAAAGACAGGUGGCUCCCUCUUUAUAACUUAGGAAGCAUGGGUGGUUAGUAGUUUAUUCUAGGAGGAAAGUGGACCCACACAAAGCAAAUAUCUCUAUGAUCUGUUCAGGGAACAGCUGGCCUUUGAAUGAGGAGAGGCCGUGGCAUGGCAGGUGAAUCUCAGCCUCGGAGCCAGCCCGUGUCCUGAGGCCAGCCCCACUGUUCACUGACCGGGAGACCUAGGCAAGCCACAUGCCUCGUCGUGCCGUCAGUUUCCUCCCUUGUAAAUGGGGUCAUAAAGCUGACCUUUCAGUGUCGCUAAAGGUUAUGUGAGGUCCUGCAUGUGACGCACCCUGCACACUGGCUGACUCACCGAGUGUAGCCUUUUUUGUCAGUAUUGGCAUCAUUAUUAUUUGGAGAUCAUUUCCUCUUUCACCCACUGGGCAGGUCAGUCUUCUGUGGAAACACGUCUUGUGUUUCAGAUUCUUUUAACUUUUCUUCCCAGGAUCUUUAAUGUCUGUAUAGACCAUAAAGUUCAAUUGUGUUUUUAUGUUCUUAUCCAACUCCCAUUUUUCACUUUUUACAGGAUAAACCAAUCUUGGGGGCUGUCAGUACCAUUUCUUUGACUUUUUAAGAGACAUUUUAAUGUACAGUGAGGUUUUAUAUUUUUGUUUUAAAAAAACAGUCAUUGUUUUCCUGCUUUAAACCGAGGCUAUCUCUGGAUUGAGUUGCCCCCGUAAAUCUGCUUGUUUUGUGCACUUUUCCGUCUUCAGUUCCUCAUCAGCACCGUGCUGUCCCCCUCCAGGAAACACCGGGGCUGCUCCUCUUCCCUGUGACCCCAGAAGCACUUGACGUUUCUUACUGGGCUGAGGUCAUGAAUUGGGGGCAGGAGCUGAGGUGGCCCUAGAGACGCUGGAUUUCCUGGCUCUGUUCAAGUCACUGUUCCUUGUUCAGAAUAAACUAUUUCUUGGA